Molecule: messenger RNA, 2603 nt
Organism: Lytechinus pictus (painted urchin)
Lineage: Eukaryota; Metazoa; Echinodermata; Echinoidea; Temnopleuroida; Toxopneustidae
Product: PDZ and LIM domain protein 4-like
Exons: 6
Coding region: 267-740 (157 amino acids)
Source: RefSeq, a predicted model, not a curated record
ACUCGCGAAACCAUCGGCGAACAACAGCGGACCGGUACGUCUUAUAGUUGCUGUCCCUAUAACUAGUAGACAGAUAGUAUAUACCCUACUGUAGUACACUUUGAUCUCGAACUUUAGCGAGUCGUAUAUAGAGCGCACAGAAUCACAAGGCGAAUAUAUAUAUAUAUAUGUACUUUUGAGGUUUGAUUUUGAUAUUAGAAAGGGGACAAUAAAACUAACUCUUUUUGCUGUAUGAAUUAUUGAGAGAAGUUAGCGAGAGUUUAGUCAUGUCAGCAUUAGGACCUGGACGAGGCUCGGCACUGGGUCCUGGACCGAGAUCAGCUCUCAGCCCGCUGAACCCACAAGAAGAGGAGGAUAAGAUCGAUCGACCGGUUAUCACCGAUCAAGACGUUGCGGAAGCCGGUGAAGGACUUCAAGCCAACCCAUUCACCAUCUCAGAAUCAUUCAAUAGACUCGAGGAUGGAGAUGCUCCCCAUAUCUUCAGCGGUGGAGCCAAGGGUAGUGAGACCGUUUUCCAGAAGGAUGUGAGGGAAACCAAGCCCGUCAGAACCCUGAAGAACGUUCCGCACGGCCAUUGCGUCGGAUGCGGCGAAAAAAUCACAGGGAAGUACACAAGGAUUCGUGACCAUGGAUUUCACCACGAUUGCUUCAAUUGCGCCGUCUGCGGCAAGAAUUUGAGAGGAAUUGGCUAUUAUGAAGUUCGAGGAGAGAUUUACUGCAAGAAAGACCGUCCUAUGUGAAAUCACUACACAUGAGCAUGAUGCAUGGAGUGUGAAAAUGGUUAUUUCGAGGUCAAGGGUAACUUUUACUGCAAGGUACACACACCGAUGUAAAAAAGUCAACCAAUUUUUAUACAAAAUGAUUGCAAUUUUUACAAUACAGAAAAUAUUUUAACAAUUUUUACAUCUCGAUUUCGCUAAUAUCGGGAUUAUUCCUUACCAGCUAUAUACACACUCUAAAAACACUGAGUAAAAUUUUACCCAAUUUGGGUAAAAAGGAAAGAUGCAAGUUUGCUGGGUAUUGGUUUUUACCCCAUAUUGGGCUAAAUGCAUGUUUUUUAAGGGUAAAUUUUAACGCAACAUUGCGAACUAUUUACAAGAUGUUUGGUAUCUUUUUAUCGAAUAAACCAACAUGCAUGUUCCAAUUUUACCCAAUAUUGGGUAAACCAUUUUUGAAAGCGUAGCUAUACUGGAUUUUUUUUGUAUCGGGAAGUUAAUUCAGAUGCGGAUUAUUAUUUAUUAUCUUUAACAGAGCAUUAAUAUUGACUCGGAAUAGGAAACGAAUACUAUAUAGUAAACAAAAAUAGACCUACAUUUAGAAAUAAAAAAAUGUGAAAGUGAAUUGCUUGGGAGAAUCGAAAGACAAUUAUAUUCAAUUCUUCGCGGUUUCGACAACACUUGGGUGGGCAAUACUGGAUGUUUCUUUGUAACACACUGUAAAAAAUAUUGGGUAAAAUUUUUACCACCACGAGGGUAAUUAUGUGUCCAAACAAUUUUGGGCAGUAUUUUACCCAAUGCGGGAAGCAUAUUGUCCAGUAAGGUUAAAAAAUAAGCAGCAAUGGGCAAAAUUUCCAUCACACUGGAUAAAUAAAAAUGCCCAAAAGAAAUGCCCAAUGUUGGUUGGAUACAUAAUUACCCUCAUGGAGCACUUUUUCCCAAUAUUUUACAGAGUGCAGGAAUUUGAUAUAUACGUAUUUAAUAUAAUUUUCUUUUUGAUUAUUUUGAUUAGUUUCAUUAUUGCUUUAAAUAGUGUAUAAAACGAAGCAGCAAAAUGUUUAAGAAAAAAAUUGAUGAAUUUGUCUGAAGUAAACCAAACGACUGUACAGUGUAUAUUAAUUUCACGCGGUGUAUCGAGGGAACACGAUUAAAAUCAAUAUCUGAUUGAGAAACAUUGUUUGAUGAUUAAACCUAUAUCCAUGGACUAGAGACGAAAUUUCAGGCAUUUAGAUUUUCCAGGUAAUUUACAUGAUUUAUGUAGUGAUUUAAGUGUAAUACUGAAUAAUGAUCAAGAAGAUUAAUUUCAAGAGGUUUUGGGUUAGGCCUGUAUGUUGUUGGUUUUUUCUCGCGAAAUGUUUGUAUAUUAUGAUCAGAGUGACAAAGAGUAUUUAGAUAAACAUGUUAGUUUUACUCUCACGAAAAUACCUGGUAAGAUUGAUCGGGAAAUUGAUCCGAUCUGUUGGUGCCACACACUCUUCCGUGUAAAAAUGAUCCAGAAUAAGGUCCAAUCUGACAAACUUUUUAGCCAGGUCCGACCCUUCUGUGUCAAAAUUAUUGGGCCUUAUUCCAUGUUAUUUUUUUACCCCCAACGGAGUGUGGAACCCUGUAACAGACCCGAUUUCCUUCUCAGUCUCACCUGGCAUUUUUUAGAGUGUUUAACACAUUAAUAUUUUUAUUGCUGUAUUGUUUGUAUAUAUUUAUUUCGCACUGUUAAUACUGAAUGGCUUGCCUACGAAUAGAAAAUCAGAUAUUUAUGUAAUUCAUGCACUUUUCUCUGAUCGCUUUCAUUUAUCUAUCCUUUGUAAGUUAUUAUUUCUCAAUUUUCUUUUGCACCUUUCUUGUUUAUGUUAAAACGCACGAUAUAAAAUAAACAAUUUAAAUGAUGAA